Molecule: messenger RNA, 1586 nt
Organism: Cavia porcellus (domestic guinea pig)
Lineage: Eukaryota; Metazoa; Chordata; Mammalia; Rodentia; Caviidae
Gene: Tslig3c
Product: family with sequence similarity 98 member C
Exons: 8
Coding region: 319-1395 (358 amino acids)
Cellular component (GO): tRNA-splicing ligase complex
Source: RefSeq, a predicted model, not a curated record
UUAAAAGUAGAAGGUAAUCGAAAGAAAGAGAAGUUGCUUAUAUGUCAUCACAACAGCGACCCUCACUAGCCUGGUCGCAAAGUGCCAGGAUUUCCAGCAAGCUCAGGAAUUUCUAGCCCUUGACAGAUUUGAAGAACCGCACUGGUGGACCUAAGGGGGUAGGCUCCGCCUUUUCUUGCACCAAUUGGAGCGUAAAGUUCCUCCGCGAGGAGGCGCUGAUUGGUCGGGGCCAUAACAGCGCGAGGCGGGUGCGGCGAUGGGGCGGAGCUUGCAAACGGCCGGAAGGGGGCGCGCGCUGGGCCUGGAGGCGACCCUUCCAUGGAGGGGGCGGAGGCAGGAACUGCGGAGCUAGCCGCGCUGUCCCGGGACCUGCAAACCCUGGGGUAUGGGACUUUCCCGGAGGCAGCGUCGUGGAGCACCUCGUGCCCAGACUUCAGGGCGCUGUGCGCGCAGCUGGUGGCGGAGUUGGCGACCCUGGGCGCCCUGAAGCGACAAGAUGAGGGCGUCGAGGUGUUGAGCGCGGGCGACGGCCCCGGCGCUGAGGAGGAAUUUCUGCGGCAGCUCCCCGACCUUCUUCGGGCGUUGCACUGCCCGGAUCGCGCGCUGUACGGCGGGGGACGCGCGGCGGAGCUGCUGGAGCUGAGCGCUAGCACACGCUUGCUGCGUUUUCUCUGCUCUGAGCUCCAGGCUGCCCGCCUCCUGUGCUUGCAGUCCACUCUGGACUCCAGCCCUAUGCCUCCUCUUGGAAAAGAAACAAAAGAAGGAGCUGACAUGGUCCAGGAACUAGUCCUCACCCUUCAAGCCCUAAGACUGCCCUUACCCCUGCUGGUGACCCCAGCUAGCCAGCUACUCCAGGAAUUACAUGCCAAGAUCUCUGAGCUGCUGCCUUCCCUGCCCCCAGGGUCCAUGCUGCCCCUCCUCAACAACCCACUGGAUGCACCCCGAUGGGAAGCACUGGAGUCUCUGUCCCAAAGCCUGAAAGAUCAGUACUACUGCCGCCGCUGCCUUCUUCUCAGACGCCUGGACCUCACUACAUCUGCUUUCCACUGGACUGAUCGGGCAGAGACCCAAGGAAAGGCUAUGAAAGCAGUGCUGACCCCACUUCGAGAGGUCCUGACCCCAGAAUCUGAUGUCUCCAUCUCACAUGUUCUGGCUGCUCGAGCUGACCUUUCUCGACUGGUUCCAGCUACCAGUCUGGCAGCCCGCCGAGGGACCUGUUGUGCCAUAAACAAGGUACUUAUGGGUGAUGUGCCAGACCGAGGAGGCCGCCCAAGUGAGCUGGAGGCACCCAUGCCCACCUGGCAGAGCUGCAGAGAAGAUGGAGGGCGAAAGGCAGGCCACCAACAUUGGGGCCAGAAGAAGAAGAAGAAGAAGAAGAAGAAGAAGAAGAAGUAAAGGCGGUUAGGGGCAUCUGUGAGUUGCUGCUGGCACUGGUAAUCUUUGGGGAGUCAGUCUGAGGGUUUUCCUUGGCACCUGACAUCCAAGCCCUUCUCCCCUAAUCCAAAGGCUCCAGAUGUUGUGUACCCAUCCACUACUCAACACCAGAGCCAUGUUCUCUGGAAAAUAAAUUUAAUUUUCAAUGACAA